UUGAUAUAUUUGAAAUCAUAUUAAUUUAGGGCAAGCAAAAAUAUCUUAAACAGAAUGUCGGUUCUUUCUGCUAUUCUCAAAACACUUUUUGUGAGUUUUGGAAUUGGAGGAAAACUCAUCAGCAAUGAACGUGAACUAAACUCGGACGCUCAACAACAACCCAGUGUAAGAAUUAUUGAACCAGUAUUUCGGAAAGUUUGUGAUGGGUUACCAACAUCGGAAGGUCCAGUUUUUGAUACAAAAGGAAAUUUUUACGCUGUUUCUCCAGGCACUAAAAGAACCAAUAAUGGAAGUGUAGACGAAUCUCAGUUUCGGGAUGAAUGGGCAGGAAAACUACAUAAAAUAAACUUGGAAACUGGCGAAAAAACUGACAUGUGCACUGCUUUAGUAAACGGAUUUGGUGGAAGACCUGCAGGAUGUCAAUCAGAUAAAUUUGACAACAUUUGGAUUGCGGAUAUUAGACUAGGACUUCUCAAGUAUUCUCCUGGAAGUAACGAUUGUCAACUGGUGAGCAACAAGGACGAUGAUGGAAACCUCCUUCAUGGCUGUAACGAUCUUGUUUUCGAUAAAAAUGGUAAUUUAUGGAUCACGGCACCCGGUUUGGAGGUCGCUCCAGCACAAGGGGAAGAAGCAACGGCAUAUACGAUAAUUGGCGGAAAUUUAUAUUUCCUUGAACAAGGUCACUCGACUCCAAAAGCGAUGAAUGAAUCAUUCCAAUUUGUGAACGGAAUUGCUAUAAAGGAUGAUUUACUAUUGGUGGCUGAAACAAUGAAGAGGCGCAUUUUAGCAUUUGACAUCGUAUCAAAAGGAGAACUGGCCAAUAGACGAGUUUGGGCUAAUUUGCCAGAAGCUGUAUACAAUAAUCCUAUGAAAAUUGGCGGGCCGGAUGGAAUGGAUUUUGAUAAUCGUGGAAGACUGCUGGUAACACAUCAUGGAAGCAGUCACAUUGAAGUUUUUUCAGCAACUGGAGUUUUAGAAGCCAGAAUCAAAUGUCCAUUUUUGAAACCCAGCAAUUUGCAUUUCAAACCUGGUAGUCGAACUUGCUACGUUACAGAACACGAAUUUGAUGGAGUAUGGGAGUUCCAGUGGGAAACUGAGGGGAGGCCAAUGAACUAUUUUAAUGAAUAAUAUAUAUAUUUGUGUUACAUUCGUAGCUGCCUGACCGUACUUGAACCAUGGAAAUAUUUUAAACAAAUUAUGUAGGCUGUAUAUGCAUAUGACUUGGACGUAUGGUUUACAACAGCGAAUUAAAACAUGACAUUAAAUUAACAUUAUUGAGAUAACUUAAUAUUUCCGGGAUGAUCAUAAUAUUCCAAUACAUUUAAUUGUAGAGAUGUAACUAUUUAUUUUUCUCAAACGAUGUGACAGUCUUGCAAGUAAUUUUCUUUUUUCGUUCAUUUUCAUUAUUUCUGGAACCCCUUAAAAAUAUAUUGUUUCACGCAUGUAAUACGAAAUCUCCCAACUGGAAGAAGUAGAAAUCGGCGAGUGUAAACUGUGCAUACACAUUUUCAUUUCAAUUAGACCCGUCAAAAUGAUAGACCGAAUGUCGAUAUCUAAUUUUUGAAGAUGCUCAUCAUUGUUAAAGACCUGCUCCAUCUUUGACGCCGCAGAAUUGCUCAGCAUAAUAUCAGCACACUCUACCAGACAAGGCUUUACUAAUGUCUCGCCGAUGUUGGGCUUUUUGGUCCUUGUCAUUCGCAAUGCAACUGCGAAGGCGCAGUCACUAUCACCUUUUUGCGUAUCUGAAACUGCGAUUUGUUUACCAAACUGAGAAUGGAUCUUUGAAAUAUAUUGCUUCAGUUGAUGGGGCUUCAUAGAACCUUUGGGUAGUGUGAUAAAUAAAAAAUGAAAUGAAAUAAAAACGGAAUAAAAAAUGCAAAAAGAAAAAAAAUUGAA
Molecule: messenger RNA, 1896 nt
Organism: Styela clava
Lineage: Eukaryota; Metazoa; Chordata; Ascidiacea; Stolidobranchia; Styelidae
Product: diisopropyl-fluorophosphatase-like
Source: RefSeq, a predicted model, not a curated record